AUGACAUUCGCUGUUGGUACAGUGACCGGGUUGGAUCAGGAACUCGACUACAAGCGAAAAGAACCGGGCGAUAAGGAAGAGACCAUGGAGACCGACGCCCUGCGAGCGGACGGCGCGCCGCGCAAACGCAAGAGGGCCCGGAAGGUGAACUCGGAUCGGAAGUUUGAAUGUACACAUGAGGGCUGCGGCAAGAGUUAUUCGCGUGCCGAGCAUCUCUACCGCCACCAACUGAACCACACUCCCAAGCAGAUUUAUCGAUGCGACUUUCCGGACUGCUACCGGACCUUUGUACGGCAAGAUCUAUGCGUUCGGCACCGUGAACGGCACACGACACAAGGCUCUCAGCUUCAGAAACGGGACCAUUUCGCGCAAGCGGCUUCGCAGAAUAAACAACAAAGCCAGUUGCCUCACAAUGUGGUCGAUAAUAAUGUUCCGCAGAUGGGCAGCACCCAGCAGCCGCCGAUCUUGCCCGCCACUACCGUUGAUUUGACAUCGGCGCGCUCCGUAACCACUUUCCCAGAAGGCGGGGUGGAGACUCUGACACCGCAGUCGGCUAAUGGUUCCAGCAAGCAUAUAUCAGUCUCAUCGUCGGCGUCGAUGUCGCUCGGCCGACCCCUCAACUACCAACCGUUGGUUGCUCAGCAUGGUGUGGGGACACCAGACUCGACUACAUCGAGGUCUAACAGUUUGAGCAACCAUAGCAUUAAUUCUCCUCCUGGUCAAGCAAAUGCUCCCUUCAGCCCUCCAGACCUGCAAAAGCCAGCGUAUGUGCCGCUCACCGGCCGCCACUCCAUAUAUCCGUCGGGCAGCCCUAGUGAUCAGACAUGUCAACUGACCGUACUGAAUCCCAUUUCUAGGACAAGACCUCAAGACGCUACAGCAUACUCCAUGUCAGCCGACGUCAACGGCUCUUCAGUAGUUCAGUCGCUGCCGUAUGGCUCUCCCACGGGCCUUCAAAUGCCUGUCGGUGGAUUUUCCGAUCUUUCGAUGAAUACCGUGCCGCCCUCCACCCAGGCGUCGCUAGACAGAUCAACCAGCAUUGCUGGAUUAGAUUCCCUGUCGGGUAUGAUUACUUCCGCAGAUCCUGCAUUCGACCAGAUGGCCUCUUGCGUCUACCCGAUUUUCGGCGGCGAAACAUACAACAACCGCUCCCCCUUUGCGAUGGCCGAUGACUUCACCGCGUGGCUGUUCAAUGAACCUGUUCCGGGAUUGUCGUCCUUGGCCUAUUCUCCCACGGCUUCCGUGAUGCCGAACUAUCUGGAUCCGACACAGCUGCAGAAUCAGUUCCUCAUCAGCGAGCCAGCGUUCGGCAGUUUCCUGAACGGCGUCCUUCCGCAACAUCCAAUGAGUGUCACCAGUAUCUUGGAUCCCGGUUCGCCCCAGGCGAUCAUGUCGGAGGAGAAGCGACAGGAGUUGCUACAUCUCAUGGCCACUCGAUUUAACGAAGCCGCCUAUUCAGCAGUGGCAAAGCGCAAGGAUGCUCUGAUGGAUGGAGAUGUUGACGAUGACAGCCAUGUUCUGAGCUUGCGCAUGAUGCAGACAUAUAUCGGCUCUUACUGGUAUCACUUUCACUCGCAGCUCCCCAUUCUGCACCAACCUACAUUUGUCGCGGAUAAGGCGCCAAAUCUACUUCUCUUGGCCGUCAUGGCCAUUGGAGCAGCCACCCUUGACAACAUCCAUGGGCAAGAGGUAACCGAGACGGCUGCGGAACUGGCCAACUUCAUAGGGUGGCAUCUACGGUGGGAGAUUUUCAUGGAUGCUGAUUUCCGACCGCCCGCCAAGCUCUGGGUUUUCCAGGCUUUACUCCUGCUCGAGGUCUUUGAAAAGAUGUACUCGACUCGCGCAUUGCAUGAGCGCGCGCAUAUUCAUCACGACACCACCCUGACGCUGAUGCGUCGCGGCAGCUCGUUGAUCGGCCGCUCCGCACUCGACUCACCCGCAAGCUUCAGAGAUGACCGGCAGACUAGGUCCACGACAGGAUCUGCUUCGAAUUCGGAAUUUGCUGCAGACGAUUCCUGGACACACUGGAUCAAGGCGGAGGCCACCAGGCGGGUUGCAUUUGCGGCCUUUGUGCUGGAUUCUACCCACGCCACUAUGUUCGGGCAUUCGGCGAAGAUGGUGGCCCAUGAGCUCCGGCUCCCGCUGCCCUGCGACGAAGCCUUGUGGUCCGCCACCAGUGCCGCCGAAGUUGCGCGCGUUCAAUCUAGCCUGCAUGCAAAUGGUGUGAAGCCGACCAUGUUUCUCGACGGGCUCAAAAAGACGCUCAACGGACAGCGUGUUACCACGAAUGCCUUCGGGCGCACUAUCCUGAUGGCCGGUCUGCUUAGUGUCAGCUGGCACAUGAACCAGCGCGACCUGCAAGUCAGCUCGCUGGGCGUUCCGCAGGCUCUCGGUGGACGGGACAAAUGGCGAUCAGCCCUUCUGCGAGCUUUUGAUAACUGGCGGCGCGACUUUGACGAGGCCCUGGCUCAGGCAGGACCUCCUCCGUUCCCUAAUCAAUACCGGCGGCAUUCCCUCGAAGACGAGGGCGUCUCCGAGUCUCGGGAUGUCCUGCAUGGACUGGCUCACAUGGCCUCGCAUGUCGACAUUGUGGACUGUCAGAUAUUCGCAGGAGCGGGUCGACUCAUGGGGCGGUCGAUUACUCCACGGGACUACAGCGCUGCCCGUGAGAAGAUGACCGAACGAUGGGCCACCAAGGCGUCAGCGCGAGACGCGACGUUUUACGCCCUCAAGUUUCUCUCCCAAUGUCUUUUGAAUAGCCGGAGUGUAUCCGAAGAGACCGGAACCUACUCCGGACGCGAUGACUAUCUGCUCAACCGGCCAUGGGUCAUCUAUGUCGCAGUGCUGGUCGUCUGGUGCUAUGGAUAUGCGCUCGAUGGGCCGAUCGCCUCGCCUCCAGCGCUGGAAACGGUAGCUGAACAGCGACGCGACAUGGAAGCCUUUCUCCGCCGGGUAGGCGGGGUGCGUGAGCCCAACGAGUUGGCGACGAUGAAGGGUCGCAACCAGUGCCUCGGCCUGUUGAUGAUUCUGCGAGAUGGCUUCGCCAACACUCGGUGGGAGCUGCUCUCGGAAGCAUCCAGCCUGUUGCAAAGCUGCAUCAACAAGCUGCGGAACCAGACGACGCGGACGAGCUGA
This is a messenger RNA of Aspergillus fischeri NRRL 181, 3135 nucleotides long. RefSeq names its product putative C2H2 finger domain protein. Bases 1 to 3135 code for a protein of 1044 amino acids. Lineage: Eukaryota; Fungi; Ascomycota; Eurotiomycetes; Eurotiales; Aspergillaceae. Gene Ontology annotation, cellular component: chromatin. Gene Ontology annotation, biological process: regulation of transcription by RNA polymerase II; DNA-templated transcription. Gene Ontology annotation, molecular function: RNA polymerase II cis-regulatory region sequence-specific DNA binding; zinc ion binding; DNA-binding transcription factor activity, RNA polymerase II-specific. The transcript has 2 exons. The record is from RefSeq and is a predicted model, not a curated record.